This is a messenger RNA of Peromyscus leucopus (white-footed mouse), 1800 nucleotides long. It is a transcript of the gene Snx7, whose product is annotated as sorting nexin 7. Lineage: Eukaryota; Metazoa; Chordata; Mammalia; Rodentia; Cricetidae. Bases 40 to 1377 code for a protein of 445 amino acids. The transcript has 9 exons. Gene Ontology annotation, molecular function: phosphatidylinositol binding. The record is from RefSeq and is a predicted model, not a curated record.
GGUCUGGCUGCGGCGGCCGGCGAAGCUCGCACUGCCGGGAUGGACGGCGAGCGCCUGGCGUCGGGUUCCUCGGAGCUGGCGGUCGGUGAGAGCCCGCGGGGCGGCGCCCCGAUCCCGGGUGGCAGCGGUUCCUGCAGCCUGCUGCAGGCCGACGUGCUGGAUCUGGACGAGGACGAGGACGACUUGGAGGUGUUCAGUAAGGAUGCUUCACUGAUGGACAUGAACUCCUUCAGCCCUAUGAUGCCAACAUCCCCUUUGUCGAUGAUAAACCAGAUCAAGUUUGAAGAUGAACCAGAUGUAAAGGAUCUUUUCAUUACAGUUGAUGCACCUGAGAGCCAUGUUACUACAAUUGAAACCUUUAUCACUUACAGGAUCAUAACCAAGACCUCUCGUGGGGAGUUUGAUUCCAGUGAAUUUGAAGUCAGGCGCCGUUAUCAAGAUUUCCUGUGGUUGAAAGGUAAACUGGAAGAAGCGCAUCCCACGCUCAUUAUUCCACCGUUGCCGGAAAAGUUUAUCGUGAAAGGGCUGGUGGAGCGUUUCAACGAUGACUUCAUCGAAACCCGCAGGAAAGCAUUGCAUAAGUUUCUGAACAGGAUCGCCGAUCAUCCAACUUUAACAUUUAAUGAAGAUUUCAAGGUUUUCCUCACGGCACAAGCCUGGGAACUGUCUUCUUAUAAGAAGCAAGGACCUGGCUUGCUGAGCAGGAUGGGGCAGACAGUCAGAGCCGUGGCAUCGUCCAUGAGAGGAGUGAAGAACCGGCCAGAUGAAUUCAUGGAAAUGAAUAACUUCAUUGAAACAUUUAGCCAGAAAAUUAAUUUAAUAGAUAAAAUAUCUCAGAGAAUUUACAAGGAAGAAAGGGAUUAUUUUGAUGAAAUGAAAGAAUAUGGCCCCAUUCACACUCUGUGGUCAGCAUCAGAAGAAGACCUGGUUGACACAUUGAAAGCCAUUGCCAGCUGCAUUGACCAGUGCUGUAAGGCCACUGAGAAGCGGAUGUCUGGCCUGUCCGAGGCCUUGCUCCCUGUUGUCCAUGAGUAUGUGCUUUACAGUGAGAUGCUAAUGGGUGUUAUGAAAAGAAGAGAUCAAAUACAAACAGAACUGGAUUCCAAAGUUGAAGCUUUGACCUACAAAAAAGCUGAUGCUGAUCUGCUUACAGAAGACAUCGGAAAACUUGAAGACAAAGUGGAAUGUGCUAACAAUGCCCUGAAAGCAGACUGGGAAAGGUGGAAGCAGAACAUGCGAAAUGAUCUCAAGUCAGCGUUUACAGACACAGCCGAGGAGAACAUCCGCUACUAUGAACAGUGCCUUGCUACGUGGGAAUCAUUCCUCGCAUCACAGACUGACCUCCCUUUGGAAGAAGACUCUGAAGAUAAAAUUUAAUCCUAUCAAAGACUCCUGUUUGAUCUUUGAGAGACAGCGUCUAUCAACCAAAGUUGCUUUUUUCUGGAUUGGCUGUGCCCUUUAUAGAGUGGAUGACAAUUGAUUUUGCACUGUCUGGAAAACCAACAACUUAAAAACUCAGGUAUUCCAGGUCAUCAACGUGAAUUUGUGAUAUAAACAUAUCUAUCUAGAUAUAUAGGUCUAUUAUAUGAUGUAUAUGCUAUAGAUCUAUAGAUCUGUUAUAUGGAUAGAUAUUUAUCUAUGUCUAUAUGAAUAGAAAGAUUAGUAUAAUUUUAAUUUUGUUCUUAAAUUUAUGUGCUAUUAAUUACAUAUAGAGUUUUUUUCUUACAUAUUUGACUGUGGUACAUUACAUUUUUCAAUAUGUUGUAAAGACUUGGUUUUAAUAAAAUCUUUAAUAAGAAA